This is a messenger RNA of Pristis pectinata (smalltooth sawfish), 4695 nucleotides long. RefSeq names its product mucin-1-like. The record is from RefSeq and is a predicted model, not a curated record. Bases 26 to 1888 code for a protein of 620 amino acids. Gene Ontology annotation, cellular component: apical plasma membrane. The transcript has 6 exons. Lineage: Eukaryota; Metazoa; Chordata; Chondrichthyes; Rhinopristiformes; Pristidae.
GACACCGUCCGCGGCCCUCCCCUCCAUGAACACUACGAGCCCCUCCGCGACACCGUCCGCGGCCCUCCCCUCCAUGAACACUACGAGCCCCUCCGCGACACCCUCCGCGGCCCUCCCCUCCAAGAACACGACGAGCCCCUCCGCGACACCCUCCGCGGCCCUCCCCUCCAUGAACACUACGAGCCCCUCCGCGACACCCUCCACGGCCCUCCCCUCGGCAAACGCCACGAGCCCGUCUGCGACACCCUCCGCGACACCCUCCACGGCCCUCCCCUCGGCAAACGCCACGAGCCCGUCUGCGACACCCUCCGCGACACCCUCCACGGCCCUCCCCUCGGCAAACGCCACGAGCCCGUCUGCGACACCCUCCGCGACACCCUCCACGGCCCUCCCCUCGGCAAACGCCACGAGCCCGUCUGCGACACCCUCCGCGAUGGCCCCCUCGGCAAACGCCACGAGCCCGUCUGCGACACCCUCCGCGAUGGCCCCCUCGGCAAACGCCACGAGCCCGUCUGCGACACCAUCCACGACUGUUCCCUUGGUGAAUGCAACAACCUCUUCUGCCUCGCCCUCUCAGAAGGUGACGUCUGUCUCUCCACCUGCCACUAGCUCUGCUGUAACAAGUACUGGCUCCUCGCUGGAGACCUGGUCCUCUCCUGCUGCUGCAAGUGGAACCAGUGGGGCCUCCUCUCCCACCACGGUGAGAGCCACAACAACAUCGCGGUCACAUAAUACGACCGGAACCCAAAGCACGCUGUCAAGUCAGAGCACUUCCGAAUCUGUCAAUACCUCCAGCACCACGGGACCACUUUUGCCUUCCUCAGCUUCGACUGGUACGAUGCUGCCAGUGAACACCACAACUCUCUCUGGCGUGACUGCUCAGUCCACGAUUUCCGCUGUGACAACCCCCACAUCGAUCGCAACCAGCUAUGGGCCAUCCAUGACUGCCAAGUCAACCACAUCCCCUAUGACGAAAAACACUGGCUAUCCAACAGGGAAUUCCACUAGCUCCAAUGUGGCUUCAAUGAGCCCAUCACAGCCUGCCUUUAACGCCAGUGUUAGCCCGGUGACAAGUCGCACUGGCUCCACAUCUCAGUCUACCAGCCACACUCUUCCAACUACCACAGCCAGCAACGUGUCCUCCACCACCAGCACAGCAUCCACUCUGCCGAAAACCAUCGAGAAUUCUCUCUCUACAGCAGUCCCAACAUCUGCCUUCAAUAUAACCUUCAAGAUCUUGAACAAGGAAUUUAAUGAUGACCUGAAGGAUCUAAACUCUAAACAAUCCAAGGACUUGAUUAAGCAAGUAAUUAAGGCGAUGGAUGAAGCUUAUGACUGUUCCACAUGUCCACUCCGCACAGUGUAUGUGGGCACAGAAGUUCUUAGGUUCAGUAAAGGGUCAAUCGACACUGAGACAAGAUCUACCUUCAAAAAAAUUGACAACAUAAACAGUGAAACAGUUUGGGAAAAUUUUCAGGAUGCUCUGGAUAAUGGCACUAUCAACAAUUUGGUGAUCAAUGAUUUAAAAGUGGAAGAGAUCAGGAGUCCCACCAGUGUGACCCCCGCAGCAGCAGAGCCGCCUGUGGUACCCGGGUGGGGUAUUGCUCUUCUGGUCCUCGUUUCCAUUAUCCUCUUCAUCCUCCUGCUCGCCUUGCUCUUCUUGAUCAUUUACUUGUGUCGACGCAAGACACGCAGGCAGUUCGAAUUGUUCGGUUCCCGAGGGUCAUACUUCCCAAUGGCGGAUCGGAACGAGUACCCGCAGUACACAUCACACAGCAGGUUCGCGGCACCUACUAAUGCUGAGAAGGACGUCUAUGGACAGAUAUCUAGGAAUGGUAAGAAAACGUACUCGUAUACCAAUCAUGCCGCAGAGUCUGACAACUUGUGAGCAAGCCAGAUGUGGAAACCUGCCUCCAACUCGUACCAGAAGUGGGCAGCUAUGAAACUUAACUUUAUAUCCAUUAUGUUACCUUUCUAAAAGAAAACUUUCUCAAAAAUGUCUUUUCGAGGGAGUGUUGGAUUUCCUCCACUGCCAAUAGCAAGGUUUGAGUUACCUAGAACUAUGAAUGUUGUGGAUAUUCGGUGAACUGUAUUGAACAUUCUUGUUUUAAUUAAAUGUGUGAUUUUUAGGAGCGGGGUGGGGCUUUACUGGCUGCAUUUAAGUGCAAGUGAUGGGACAGCAGGCUCUGAGAGUAUAUAUGGAACGAACACUGAGAGGUGGGAAGGCAAGUUCAAUUGAUUGGCAAGAAUAUUCCAAAUCUGAUUGCUACUUCAGUACUACGUACAAAAACAUGCAUAGCUGUGAAUUGGUGUGGUGGGAGAGGGUGGCCUGGAAGAAAAGGGUACGGGGAAGUAGUCAGUGAUGUAUAUUAAUUGCCCAGGUCCAUGCAAGCUGCAGUACUGUACAAGAAUUGCGUUAGUUUGUGAGCUGCAGUGUUGUACAGGGCUUGCUCACUGUACAGGAACAACCUUAGUUCAUGUGCACUGCACAGUGUUGUACUAGAAUGGCUGGGUUCUGUGCAGACUGCAGUCCUGUCUAGGAAUCGCAGGGUUUCUAGAAUGAAGUACCCUCUGAAGUACUGGAUUGGCUUUCUGCAGCAGGAGGAAAAACCACAGGUUCAGACUGACUCCUAAUUUCUACCAUUAUCUGUUGGGAACAUGCCAGUGUAGUUCCGUCACUUCAUUGUUAGUUGACCAGUUCUGCAGCGUGGGGCUGCUUUGAGAGUGUGGUGUGGAUUCUAACAAAAGUGAAUAUCAUCCUGCCAAUUAUCCCAUACCCUUCAAGCUUUCUAAAGGAGUUGUCAGUGUGACUGUGGCAUAAACUUAAAAAUAUUCACUCAGCAUGGCAUUGGCUUGAAAAUAUCCAGCACCUAUAAGCUUUUCAAUUCUCCAGAAUAUUGAUUUCUGAAGGAAUCCUGUUGUCCAUUAGAAAUUUAGUUUGUGCAUGCAAAAGUUGUAACCAGAUUAUUCCCCUGAACAUUAUCAUCAGUUAAAGGAAAUGGGAAGGGAAAAGUAAGAACCUAUUGUUUAAACUGUUAAUCUUAUCUGUGAAUAGUGAUUCCAUAACAUACCAUGCCACAUAUGUAAAUAUAUAAGCAAAUGUUCUUCGUGUAAGUAACACAUUUGCAUUGAUCUCCAUGGCCUAGCAGGAAAUCAGCUGGUAAAAGUUGAUUGUCUCCAGUCCUCCCUUUUGACCUCUUUUUGAAUAAUGAUACUCCAUAUUUAGUUUAUUUGGAGACUUGCAAACAAUGAAAAAGCAGUUAUCCUACAAAAAUUCCCCAGUACACUCUUGCUCUUUCUAAACCCUUUAAAAUAACUGUUCCCAUUGAUUGGAAAUUAUAAGACAUGGAGGACAAUUUGGAAAUGUUCUCCCAAUUCUGCUGUUUGUAAUUGUUCCUGACCAAUGAUUGGCAAGGGUUUUGGUCAAGAAAACUGGGCAGGAGGAAGAAGAGUGUGAAUUAAUGCUGUCCAUCUCUAAACUCCAAACUUGAAUGCCAGGUGCCAAAUUUUAAGUACAUGCAUAAUCUGCACCUUGCUCAAUUGAAGCUUUUAUUGAUGCCUCAAGGUUUGCUGAGCUCUGGACCAACUGAAGUUUUCUUCUCAGAAUCUUCUAUGGGGUGUAAAACCAGUUGCAUGAUGGAGCUUUUCAAAGGUUGAUGGCUAGUUGGGCUGUAAUACCCAUCUUGUGUGUGUUUGUGUCAGACAUGUCUUUGUUACACUUGAUAUUUUUAAACAUACCUCUUUAUUUUCCAUCUAAGCUGUAUAUAUGUAAAGGUUAGGAUUCUAUUGUGAGCAUGCUUUAUAAGUAUGAUUGUGGAUAGGGUGGGACUCGGGGUAGAUUUUGAGCUUUGAUUACUCAGUGACUUCAGUCCGGUAUCGCUUCUGGGAUUGAACACUGCUAGGCCAAAACUGUAAAGGUAGUGCUCCAUUGGGAUGAUCAGUGUUUGGUUCAGGUGGAGAGCAUUUCUAGGGCAGCUGAAAUGAAGGAGUUAUUCUGGAAUGCGAAGCUCCUUAGAUGUCAGACCGGUUACUUUUCACAUCUUUUAAUUGGAGUUGCACAGAUUUUCAACGCCUACAUUGGGCAAUUUCAGAUGUGCAUUCAAUUUUCAGUUGGAAGAGAGAUUUGAAGUUUACACCUCAAAACUCCAGGAGCUAUACUGUGGCAGGUACAGCAAUCCAAGACCUGUAUAUAAACCAGACCAUGAAUGAGCUGGUAAGCACAAGCUCAACCUAUUGACUAAGAUGUUGUCAUUGAAUCUACUUAGAAAGAAAUGGCAUUAACAUUUUGAUUGCAGGGCUAGGAUGUAUAAACUAUUAUUUGCUUGUUUGAAUUCCUCAUGUUAUUAGUAAUCAUGAAACCAUUCUGCUGCGAUCUGAAACCUAUUUAUUGUAUCACCAUUUCUCUCGCCCUCUGUAUCACAAGUAAUUUGAUUCACUGCUAAUUAUAAUAUCUAUAACCAGCUGAAUACAACUCCACUCCCUUUUGAGGAUUGCAGACUAUAUUUAAAGCAAAUGCAUAUUUUUUUGUAUCAAACUUCUUUUCAUUUACAAUAUUGGUCUUAAACCACAUGUGCUUUAUAAAAAGAUUUUGAAAAUUGCCAAAUUUAUAACCACUAAGGAAAUGUUGUGAAAUAUGUUGUUGGUGUAAUCUGUACUUGAAAAUGAUCUGAAAGGAAAUAAAAUAAAAUUUAAAUG